This is a messenger RNA of Beta vulgaris subsp. vulgaris (sugar beet), 3984 nucleotides long. RefSeq lists its product as uncharacterized. The record is from RefSeq and is a predicted model, not a curated record. Bases 1 to 3984 code for a protein of 1327 amino acids. The transcript has a single exon. Lineage: Eukaryota; Viridiplantae; Streptophyta; Magnoliopsida; Caryophyllales; Amaranthaceae. Gene Ontology annotation, molecular function: nucleic acid binding; RNA-DNA hybrid ribonuclease activity.
AUGGAACGUGUUCGUAGAAAAUUGAAUUUUAAAGGAAUGGUGGCUGUAGAUUGUGAAGGGGAGGGACGAGGAAGGCGGGGUGGCUUAGCCUUAUUGUGGCAUGAGGAGUGGGAGGUAAAGGUCCAACAUUUCUCGCUCCAUCAUAUUGAUGCGCUUAUAGCGAGUGCGAUAAUGCCAGAAUGGCGCUUUACCGGUAUUUAUGGAUGGCCCGAGGAAGUUAAUAAGGUGAAAACAGGUGAGUUGAUGGUUAACCUUCAUGAUGGGACUGGAGUUCCAUGGCUGUGUGGAGGAGAUCUUAACCUGAUGAUGUGGUCCAAUGAGAAACAGGGAGGAAGUGAAUUUCGAUAUGAAGAUGCGGCAAUUCUCAGAAAUGCCAUGGACGUGUGUCAGCUUGAUGAUAUGCAUUAUGUGGGCCACCCCUUCACCUGGACGAACAACCAAGGGGGAGAAAAAAAUCUUCAAGAGAGGUUGGAUCGUUGUUGCGCGAAUCAAGAGUGGAAAGAUAUCUUUGGGGGAUCUUUUGUGACACAUUUGGAGAAGCGAAGAUCGGACCAUCUGCCCAUAUUGAUGACCCUUCGAACAAGCUUAACUACUCCGCGGGACCGGAAAAAAACUCGCAUUUUUCGAUUUGAGGAGAUGUGGACCAAAGACGGUGCAUGUGACGAUAUCAUAAAGGCAGCGUGGUGUAAGGGAGCAGAUGCUAAAGAAAACUUGGUACGAACAGCAACAAAACUGCGAGAAUGGAGUAAAGGAAAGUUCGGGCAUUUUGCGAAAGAAAUGCGUGGAUACCAGGACCAAAUGCGAUCCUUGAUGGAGGGUCCACAAACACCGGAAGCCAUCGCCCAAAUGCGCAUGAUAGAUGCUCGUAUGGAUGAAAUGGAAAGUCGGGAAGAGGUGUAUUGGAGACAAAGAAGUAGACAAGAUUGGCUUAAGUAUGGAGACCGCAAUACAAAAUUUUUCCAUGCCAAAGCAAAACAACGUCAAACUCGGAAUUCCAUUACAAAAAUUACAGAUGCGGGGGGCAUAGAAUAUGAGGAGGAAACUGAGAUUGCGGAAGUGCUCACCCAACACUUUGAGACCCUCUUUAGUGCUAAUGAUUGUGUGGAGAUGGACCCGGUUUUAGAAAUUAUUAAAGAGAAGGUGCCGACAGGUUUACAAGAGAUGUUAAAGGCGGAGUAUACACGUGAGGAAGUUCAGGAGGCCCUAUCACAGAUGCAUCCUACAAAAGCUCCAGGUCCCGAUGGUAUGUGUGCUCUUUUUUAUCAAAAGUUCUGGGAUAUUGUUGGGUUAGAUGUAACUGAGAAGGUUUUAGAUAUCUUAAACCAUGGUGGGGAUGUGAGGCCUUUAAACCAUACGCAUAUAGUCUUAAUUCCAAAAAAGAAAGUGUGUGAAUCCCCUGUUGAUUUUAGACCUAUUAGCCUCUGCAAUGUACUGUAUAAGUUGGUGUCAAAAGUCCUAGCAAAUAGAUUAAAAAGAGUUUUGCCUGUUGUUAUUCAUGAGUCACAGAGUGGUUUUGUACCGGGGAGAUUGAUAACAGAUAAUAUUCUUGUGGCCUAUGAGUGUUUUCAUUUUUUGAGAAAGAAGAAAAAGGGCAAAACUGGGUAUAUGGGACUUAAGCUGGACAUGAGUAAGGCGUAUGAUAGAGUGGAGUGGGAUUUCCUGGAACAAAUGAUGCUUAAGUUGGGUUUUCCGGUGAAUUUUGUGCAUCUCAUUAUCUCAUGUGUGAAAACAUCAUCCUUCUCUCUUCUUGUGAAUGGACAACCAGCUCGACGUUUUACUCCAUCAAGGGGGCUCAGGCAAGGGGACCCCCUCUCUCCGUUCUUAUUUAUUAUAUGUGCGGAGGGACUCUCCUCUCUCUUACGAGAUGCGGAGGCCAAGAGAGAAAUCCAUGGGUUAAAGAUAGGGAAGAGAGUCAAUUCGAUCUCGCACCUAUUCUUUGCAGAUGACAGCUUACUGUUCACUAGAGCGAAUGAAGAGGAAGUUGAAAAGAUAUUAGACAUUCUGGGCACCUAUGAGGCAGCGUCAGGGCAAAAAUUGAAUAUGGAAAAAUCGCAAGUUUCUUUCAGCCGAAACAUUGAGCAAGAGAAGCAAGAUACCCUUCAGAUGAAGUUAACUUUUAAGGCGGUGGAAGAGCAUGAAAAGUAUUUGGGAUUACCAACCUACAUUGGUAGCUCAAAGAAGCGAGUUUUUCAGUGUAUUCAAGAAAGAGUUCUGAAAAAGCUAAAGGGGUGGAAAGAAAGUUUUUUAUCACAAGCGGGGAGAGAGGUGUUAAUUAAAGCAGUCGCACAAGCCAUCCCCACAUAUGCGAUGCAAUGUUUCAACAUACCGGUGAGUAUCCUGAAUGAGAUUGAAAAAUUAUGUAGAAGUUUUUUCUGGGGGCAGAAGAAGGAAGAAAAGAAAAUGGCUUGGGUGGCUUGGGAAAAAAUGUAUGGUUCGAAGAAUGAAGGGGGGCUAGGUAUGCGAAACCUUGUGGUGUUCAAUAAAGCUAUGUUAGCGAAGCAAGCGUGGAGAGUCCUAAAAUACCCGGAGUCGUUAAUGGCAAAGGUGUUAAAGAACAAAUAUUUCCCUAACACAACUUUAAUGAAGGUAAAGGUAAGUCCAAUGGCGAGUUUCACGUGGAAAUCCAUCCUAUCGGCUCGCGAUUUACUUGACAAGGGCAUCCGGAAAGUGGUGGGGAAUGGUCUGCACAUUGAUAUAUGGGAUGACCCCUGGGUACCUACACUGCCUAGAUACCGUGUUAUACCACAAGAAAGGAGAGAUAAUAGGCCACAAAUGGUGAACGAGUUUAUAGGAGAGCGGGGUUGGCAAAAGGGGGAACUUGAGAGGUGGCUAUCAAAAUGGGAAGUGGAUGAAAUUAUGCGUAUCCCUUUGCCGAUACGACACUGUGAAGAUAAAUGGUGUUGGUCUCACACGAAAAAUGGAGAAUUCUCGGUCCGAAGCGCUUAUUAUGUGGAGUUAGCACAAAGGAAAACUAACAAAGCCACGGCGUCAACUGAUGUUACAAAGCAGGUCUGGAAAAAACUAUGGUCUGCACUUGUCCCAAAUAAAGUGCGGCAUUUUGGGUGGAAAGCACUGCAUAACGGGCUACCAAUGCGCGACAAUCUCUCACGAAGGGGCUGUGUGGUGGAUAAUAUAUGUCCUAUGUGUGGAAGUGAUGUGGAGACGCCCUUUCAUGCACUGGUUUUGUGCCCCUCUGCUCAGGUAGUAUGGAAGAUCUCUCCUUUAAGACUCGUGUUCAAGGAGGGUAUGGGCACUUCUAUCAUGGAGUGGGUAGCAUGUUUGAUCCUUAAGUAUACGGAUGAAGCAUGGUGGGCGCUCUUUUGGAGCCUCCUAUGGGGUAUUUGGCUGGCACGAAACUCGUGGGUAUUUGAAAACCGGAAACUCGAUGCUAUGACAGUAGUGGAACGAGCGCAAUGUAGGGUGGGAGAAUUUCAGGAAGCACAGGACAACGACAAGGUGGCCUCGCUGGUAUGUAGAGGUGGAGAAAACCGAUGGAAAGCCCCGAGUGAUGGAUGGUUCAAGGUCAACUCGGACGCAGCGGUGUUUGAAGAUGGUACAAUCGGUUGUGGGGGGAUUAUGAGAGACUGGCUGGGGGAAGUUAUGGCAGCCACGGUGUGGUUGGGAAAUGGAGGAAUGGCAGUGGAUGAAGCGGAGGCUGUCGCCCUUCGUCAUGCUGUAGAAAUCGCCAUUGAAGCGGGCCUUCGAGACCUUGUUGUGGAGAGUGACAACCUGAAGCUUAUCAACCAUCUUAAAAAAGGGAUGAAGGAAAAUACUAGCUUUGGUAAUAUUGUAGCGGACAUUUUAAAUCUUGUGUGUGUUUGUCGUAGGUUAAUUUUUAAUCAUGUUGGUAGGAAUGGAAAUCGAGCUGCUCAUAAACUUGCUCACCUAAGCAGGGAGUACAGUGAGAUGAGAGUGUGGAUUGAAGAAGUUCCCCCGGGAGUAUUGGGGGAUGUAAUGUUUGAUUUAAGUAAUUUGAAUGUGUAA